AUGCAUUGCGUAUGGUAUAUUUUGCAUAUCCACUCUUAUCACCUGCGUGUGUCAAUCAAUCUGAACGUGUGCGCAUCGAGCGACACGAGAGAGCGAUGUCAUUGGUCGAGAUGGCCAGUGAGGGGUGGGACAUCAGAGAAUGCCCUCCCCGGGUUGGAAAAGAGAGCGUGCAAGUGUAAAAGCGUGAGCAAGUGUAAAAGCGACUCUUCCAAGUUCCAAAGUUGGAUGGAUCCAAUUAAUUUGACGGAUAGAGAUUGAUACACAAUUGCCAUUAAGAAAAGCGACGCGUUUAGAGGUGCUGGACAUAGCCACUAGGGGGCAAUGUCUGACAGCAGUGGUGCUGCCAACAGCAAUAGCUGGACUGUCCUUACAGCUGAGGAGACUGUUGCUGAGACGCUGAGGCCUGUAGAGGAGGGAACGGAGCAUCAUGAAGAUACACCAAGUCAUACUGCUACAGAGAAACCUACAGAGAGUAGGCCUGGGGAGGAUGCAGUGUCUGCUGAAGAGUCUCACUCUGUGGAGCCACAGCAGGUGACCCAGGAAACACAACCAGAGAGAGGCAAGGAUCACACCCCUGUUGUAGAGAGUCACACCCAUGAGCCUACCCAUGACCUUCCCUCUGACCCUGCCCUUGACUCCACCUCUGCUAGUGUUGCUCCUCCGAGCUCUCCGUUAGAAGUCCCUGCCCCCACAGGCCCUGACCCAGAUACACACAGCCAAUCCAGAAGCCUGCCUGGGAGCCCGGCCCCUCCCAUCUCUGACCCUGAUUCGUUCUCUGACUCCUACACCCACAUUAGCUCCUCCCCUGACCUUGAAGAACACCCUGCCUUGCUGCUCAACACUGAGCCACCGGAAGAGGGGUAUAUACAGGAUGUGCAUCAUCAUUAUGAGGAGGGGCUUGGGCAGUCUGAUCUGUCGGAGGUCGGGGUCAAGACAGACUCCCAUCUGGAAGCAGAGGUGUUGGGGGAGGAGAAGGGUGAGGAGGAAGGGGUAUCAGGGGUGAGGAGGAGGAGGGGGUCUCUCCUGGCAGCUCUGGAGCGGAUCGGGAGGAAAGAGGAGGAGGAAGAGGAGGAGGAUGAAUUCCGUAUUCCGCAGAAGAGGGAGGAAGAGGAGACUGGUUUCUCUCUGAACAAGUGCAUCCUGGGAGCUGUCAUCCUGCUGGGCCUCGGAACCAUCUUCUUCUCAGGUGUCUUCAUGGACCUGGACGAUGAGGGGGACUAUGACACCAGGGAGCUGAGAGAAACCGAGGUGGUGGGAAAGGAAUGGCUGAAUCCCGAGGUUCCUCUUCCACCACCUGUAGAUGUUGACAGUAUAGACCAUCUGAAUAAACUGGCUAAAGAAGACCCACAGAUAGCUGUACUGCAAGCCCAACUCCUGGCACAGAAAGAGGAGCUAAAAGUAGCCCAGAAGCAGGCGGAGGAUGGAGGGAGGGAGCGAAAGAAGAGGGAGGAGGUGGAGAAGGAGCACGGUAGGCUGAAGAAAGAGAUGACGUCGCUCCCUGUCCUUCAGAAGGAGAAUGAGAGGAUGAAGAGAGAGCUGGAGUCUGUUCCUGUCUUACAGAAAGAACUAGAGACACUCAGAGCCAAAGUGACUGAACUAAAACACAGCACAGACAAAGAAGCAGCUCCACCGCCUGUCUCUGCCUCUGUCCCGCCCCCCUCUGGCCAAGCUGGGGAUUACAGCCAGAACACAGCAGGAACGAUAGAGGGGGAGGGCAAGAAACCAGGGGAGGGAGAGAAAACAGAGAAGAAGAAGAAGAAGAAAGAGUGGAAGAAGAAAACUGAGCAGGGAAAAGAAUGGAAGGAGAAGGAAGAGAAGAAGGAUUGGAAUAAGGGAGGGAAGAAGGAUUGGAAGGUAGAAAAAGAGUGGAAAAAGGGAAAAUAUGACCAGGAGAAAGAAGGUGAAGAAUGGAAGGGAAAAGAUGAUAAGAAAGAGUGGAAGAAGAAAGAAGACAAGAAGGGAGAAUGGAAGAAAGAUAAAUCAAGCAGAGGGGAUGAGGGCAAGCCAUGGAAGGCCAGGGAAGACAAGAUAGAAUGGAAGGAGAAGAGUGAGAAAAAAGACAGGAAGGAGGAGAAAGAUUGGAAAAAGGCAAAACCUGAAAGAUGGAGUGAUAGCAAGUGGAAAGGUGAGAAGGAGUGGAAAAAAGGCAAGGAUGAGUGGAAGGGAGAGAAGGAGUGGAAGGGAAAAGAGGAGAAACAUCUCAAAGGUUGGGAUGAGUGGAAGGGAGAGAAGAAUGGAAAAGAUGACAAAAAUCUAAGGAAUGGAGGAUGGAAUAAGGGCAGGGAUGAGUGGAAUGGAGAGAAGGAGUGGAAGAGAAAAGAGGAGAAACAUCUCAAAGGUUGGGAUGAGUGGAAGGGAGAGAAGAAUGGAAAAGAUGACAAAAAUCUAAGGAAUGGAGGAUGGAAUAAGGGCAGGGAUGAGUGGAAUGGAGAGAAGGAGUGGAAGAGAAAAGAGGAGAAGAAUCAAAUAAAAGGAGGAUGGAAUAAGGGCAAGGAUGAAUGGAAGGGAGACAAGGAUGACUAUAAGGACCGUGGCAAAGGAUGGAAGGAGAGAGGAGAGAAAAAGGAGUGGAAGGGAGAGAAAGAUUGGACAAAGAAAGACGGAAACAAAGACUGCAGUAAAGAGUGGAAGGGUAAGGACGACAGGAGAGAAAAUGAGUGGUCUGAUGGAAAGAAGAAGAAGAAGGAAGGAUGGAAGGAGGAGAGAAACGGUGGGAACUGGAACAAGGACAGAGGAGAUGACAAAUACAAGAAGGACCACCACUACUCUAAGGAAGGUCAGAAAGAGAAAGAGAGGGGAAAGAGAGAAAAGGGUCCUCCUCAAACCCACCGCAGAGCCCCCCUGGAGCAACCUGACUACUGGAGCCACCAGAGAGAAAGACUGCAGCACAAACCCAACCCUCAAACCCACUGCAGCUCAGUGGAGGCCUGCGCCCAGGCAGAGGGGCUGCUCCCUGUCACCAUGGCUGAGUUUGAAGCCCUGCUCCUGGGUUACCUGGCCAAGGCGGAGAGGGUGGGGGUGGAGACCUCCAAGAGGGAGGAGCUCAGUAAGCUAGCCAGGGAGUUCUUCAGGGACGGAGUGUUCGUUCACGACCAGAUGAGCUUCAAGGACUUUGUGGAGGAUGUGGAUGACAUCUUGGAGGAUAUGGUGGAGGGAGAGGAGGAUGAGGAGGUAGAGGAGGAGAUGGAUGACUUUGAGGAAGAGGCAAUGAACAGGUUUGCAGUUCCAGGGGGAGAAGAGAGGGAGAAAUGGAAGAAGGAGAGUGGGAGAGGACGGGCGUGAUGGAGUGAGAAAGGGAGUCAACGCAUGUCAGGAAGAGAGGGAAGACGGAGGUGGAGGAAAAGAGAUGGAUGUGCUGCAAGGUAGAUAGAAUGUAGGAGGGAGCAACACACACACACACACACACACACACACAGUCUUGUAUAACUAACCUUGUAUAACUAACCUUGUAUAACU
Messenger RNA from Coregonus clupeaformis (lake whitefish), 3456 nucleotides. Its product is annotated as pre-B-cell leukemia transcription factor-interacting protein 1. The transcript has 11 exons. The coding region runs from base 322 to 3282 and encodes 986 amino acids. NCBI's taxonomy places the organism in Eukaryota, Metazoa, Chordata, Actinopteri, Salmoniformes, Salmonidae. The record is from RefSeq and is a predicted model, not a curated record.